CAGAGCUAGCAUCAAAAAGAGAAGGUGAUGAUGCAAUUUACCAAGUAAAGAUUAAAUUUAUCAAGGAGUUGGGUCAUCUUGACUCUCAGUAUCUUCAGAUCAUGGGGAUCCUUUUGAGCCGAUGCAUGGAGCUCCUUGGGCUUCAGCUAAUUGGUCGUAACUAUUUCAAUCCAAAGGCUGAGGCUAGGGAUGAUAAGUAUGAGAUUGUGAUUUGGCCAGGAUUUAGCUCAAGCAUUCGCCAGCAUGAACAGUCCUUGUUACUUAAUGUUGAUGUGACACAAGUUUCUUCGUUCUGAGACUGCAUAUAAGUAUUUUCAGAAGGCCCAAGGGAAUAUAAAAGAGGUUGCUGGCAAGUAUCUUCUGGGCAAUGUUGUUAUGACAAAAUACAAUGAAAGAACAUACAGGAUUGAUGACAUUUCAUGGGGAUACAACUCCUAGAUCAAAUUUCAGUAUAAAGGUGGUGAAAUAUCUUAUAUGGAAUAUUAUGAAAAGAGUUACAACAUUAGAAUAAAGGACCCAAACCAACCAAUGUUGUUAUCAAAACCCAAAAAGCGUGACCUUCGUAGAGGAUCUGGGAUGAUAUAUCUCGUUCCAGAGUUGUGUGUUAUGACUGGUCUUACUGAUGAAAUGAGGCAAGACUUCAACAUGAUGCGGGAUUUAAGUCACUAUAUGCGUAUGACUCCCGAUAAACGAGUAGCUACAUUGUUACGCUUCAAUCAAGACCUUUCUUCGAGCAAGCCGAUUAAAGAUGAGAUGCAAAAUUGGGGGUUGAAGAUAGCAACAGACCUGGUUCAGGUCCAAGGACGAAUUCUUCCACCAGAAACCAUUUGUCAAGGAGAGAAAGUUAUCACAUUUGAUCAAAAGUCUUCAGAUUGGUCUCGGGAAACUAGGAGCUUGAAGUUACAUUCUGCCAUAAGCUUGAAAAAUUGGGCUAUGGUCUUCACAUCAAGAUCUAAUGAGGAUGCUAGAGAGCUAAGCACAACACUUCAGCGUGUUGGACCACCUAUGGGCAUGUCAAUUGCGUCUCCAAGAAAUAUUUGCCUUCGUGGUGAUAGCACUCCAGAGUUUGUUGGAGUUUUGAAUGAUUUGUCAGGAUUCCAGCUAGUUCUCGUCAUUUUACCCAAUAAUAGGCUGGAUAGAUACAGUGCCAUCAAGAGGCAUUUGACUGUCAAGAUGGGUGUCCCAAGUCAAUGUGUUCUGAGUAGGACGCUCUUUAAAAAGCAGCGGUUGAUGUCAGUGGCAACAAAAAUUGCCAUACAAAUGAACUGCAAACUAGGUGGUGAACCCUGGAAAGUCAAUGUUCCAAUCAAGCUUGCUAUGGUUAUUGGCUAUGACACCUAUCAUGACAAAAGGACUCGUGGGGCUUCAUAUGGUGGUAUUGUCUCUUCAAUUAAUCAGUCUUGGACCAGAUAUUUUUCUCAAGUCUCACAGCAUAGGAACCAAGAGGAACUUACCAAUAAUUUUGCCACUGGGGUGAAAAAUGCACUAGCAAAAUUUGUUGAGUUCAAUGGUGCAACCCCUCAAUACGUUUUGGUAUAUCGAGAUGGGGUGGGUGAAGGACAAAUUGAAUAUGUGAAAGAACAUGAGAUACAAGCUAUCAAGCAAUGCUUUGAGACAUGCAAGAUAAACCCAAAGUUUGCGUUUAUCAUUGUGUCAAAGCGGAUCACAACUCGAAUCAUGUCUGAUAUGAGGGGUCGCCCAGAUAACCCAUCUCCUGGCACAGUGGUUGAUGAUGUCAUAACAUUACCAGAAAGGUAUGAUUUUUACUUGAUUUCACAAAGUGUAAAUCAAGGAACUGUCUCGCCAACUUCAUUCAAUAUCAUUGAUGACUCUACUGGACUGAGACCUGAUUACAUGCAGCGCUUGGCUUACAAGUUGACCCACAUGUACUUCAACUGGCAGGGGACUGUCCGUGUACCAGCACCAUGCCAAUUUGCUCAUAAAUUGGCUUAUUUAACAGGCCAGAGUAUAAAUGCACCAGCUCACCGUGAUUUGAUGGACCUCUUGUGGUAUUUGUGAGUUGGAAAUUUUGUCCAUUGCCAGUUUAUAAGAAAGGACCAGUGUUUCUUUGUCAUGGUUUGUAUUCAGAUAUAAGUUACUUUUGAAUUUUAGGUUCAUCUGGGAAAAUUGGGUUUUCUGUAUAACUAUGAUUAUAUAUAAUUUUUUUUUUUAUUUAAUAAUGAAAGGAAAAUAUAGAAUUGAAGUGUCAAGAUGAAUAUUGUAAGUAAGAUCCUGGUGAAUUGCUGUUAAUGUAGCCCCCUUUCAUUUCCAACCAUCUUAUAUGUUAGAUGGAAAUAACUAAAUGUACUGAAGUUUUGCUAUAAUGGAGCAUCUUUUCUUGGUUACCGUGGAUUAUGUAUUUGGGAAGUUAAUGGGAGCAUGGUCAUGUCAGAUAUAUUGUGAACUAACAGUAAUUUGGUUAAUGGCACUAACAUUUCACAGAAAAAUAUGAUGAUUAAAUUGGUUGUAAUUCUUUAUUAUACUCGUGUUGCCAUUCAAGAAAAGCCUCUUACUGUACUAAGGGAGGUUUAAGAUUUUUUUUUCGUUUAAGAAAUAAAAAAAAAAUUAUUGGUCAUCAUGCUGAAAAAUAAAGAAUUUAUUAUUUGGGCUAAUUUUGUAACUUAAUAUUUUGUAAGAACAUGUUCAUUGUUGUACGUAUAUCAAUAAUAAUAUUGGGAUGAGUUGUAGUAAAUUUUACCCUUGUGGCUGAACUUGAAAUGUUUUUCAUGACAUUAAACUCCUAUUAACUUCUAGGAAUCUUGUAAGUGUAAGUUAAUGUUGUUGCGUUACUUAUUCAUUAGAUUAUACUUUAAGAGCUUUCUUAUUUUAUCAAUCAAAACAUUUUUUUUUUUUUUUGGGUUACAAAAAGGAAUAUUUGCACACUUGAGUGUAAACUUGCACUGUAAGUUUGUAAAUUAAGCCAGCUUUGUAUUCAUAGAAGUUGCAGUUCUAAAGAAGUUAAUUGGUCUAAUAAGAGAGUUGCACUCCAAUAAAUGUACUUCCUCCAGUUUCCUAUUUUGAAAUACGAAACAAUUUCUUAGCUUAAUAAAAAAAAUUAUUAUGCUGAAUAUUGAAGGCUUGUGUUAACAGUUGAGCUGUAUGUUUACUUAAGUGUAAAAUAUUUAGUUGCAAGUUGAAUAUUGUACAAUAAGCCUAAUAAUUAAAUUGAUGAGUUUA
Macrobrachium nipponense is the source of this 3177-nucleotide messenger RNA. Its product is annotated as piwi-like protein Siwi. Gene Ontology annotation, molecular function: piRNA binding; RNA endonuclease activity; protein binding. Lineage: Eukaryota; Metazoa; Arthropoda; Malacostraca; Decapoda; Palaemonidae. Gene Ontology annotation, biological process: regulatory ncRNA-mediated gene silencing. The transcript has 15 exons. The coding region runs from base 475 to 2019 and encodes 514 amino acids. The record is from RefSeq and is a predicted model, not a curated record. Gene Ontology annotation, cellular component: P granule.